CCGGGUCAGUGCACGGAGAAUCCGAGACUACCGAAACGCGGCGGGCUGCUCACCGCAGUUUGGACAUCUGGAGUCACCGAGUCAUAGAAAAGGAGAAUGAGUAAGAAGGACACUGGCAUCAUCCGAGAAGCGUUCACACGGCCCAACGAAGAGGUGGAUGAGGACGGAAAGGUGACGGAUGAAGAGGAGGAGCCCGAAGCCUGCGUUGUGUGUGGAGACCUGGCCAACGGUUUCCACUUCAAUGCCUUGACGUGUGAAGGCUGCAAGGCCUUCUUCAGGCGCGCCAUAAAGAGGUCCACGCCGCCCCGCUGCCGGUUCCUGAAUGAAUGCGAUGUGAACAAAAACAACCGACGGUCGUGUCAAGCCUGCCGCUUCCGUAAAUGUUGAGCCGUGACCACAUGGCGCCGUGACAUGGUCAUGUCUGAGGAGGAGGUUUUGGAGCGGAGGAUCCGGAUCCGGUCGAAGAAGGUGCUCGAGGCACCGGCACAGCUUUCAUCCCAACAACAGGGAACCAUUCAGGAGCUGCUGCGUGGCCACCGCCACGCCUUCCACUCGGCGUUCUACCGCUUCCGUGGCAUCAGGCCCAUCGAUAGAAACGUGCUUCCCGCGACUGAGUUCAACCAGUCUGAAAGCUCCCUCUGCUUCCUCUCCUCCUCCUCAUCCUCCUCCGCCUCCGGUGUCUCUGGUUCCUUUGAGAAAGAGAACCACGAGGACAAAGAGGUCCGAAAAGCCGGUCUGUUCUCGGCUCUUCCACACAUGACUGACCUCACCACCGACAUGAUUCAGGACAUCAUUUGUUUCUCCAAAAGUCUUCCGGGCUUCCGAUCUCUCAACAUGGGGGACCAGAUCGUCCUGUUGAAGGGCCGCUUCAACAUGGUGUUCAAUCCCCACGCGGGCACCUGGGAAUGCGGCCGCAUCACGUACUGCAUCGACGACGCCGUCCGCGGUGAGGCCGCCAAAUGCCACCGUUUACACAUGUUGAAAGGAGGAGGCGGGGCUAUACCCAGUGUGCAUCUGAAACACCAGUAUUCACUCUGCUUUGAGCUCUGGUUUGGUCUCCACCAGCUCCUACAGGAAAUGUUCAAUUCAAUUAAAUUCAGUUUAUUUGAUAUAGCCCAAUAUCACAAAUUUGCCUCAAAGGGCUUUACAAUCUGUACACGUCGUCAUCCCUGACCUUUGACCUCACAUCAGAUCAGGAACAACUCUCAAGAAAUAGAAAAAGACCCUUUCACGGGGAGAAUAAAGGGAAGAAACCUUCAAAUGUGUCUCUUGAGCUGCCAGACGCUCCGUGAUGUUCAGCAGCCCGAUGCCGAGCAGGGAGCGUGACCGUUGGGCUCAAAGCUGAAACCAAACAACCAGCGGAAAGAAAACCUCAAACACGCUGCAGAGUUGAGAGGAACAACAGUCGUGUGAUCAAGUCGUCAUUUGAUCCAUUGUCAAAUCAAAUAUUUCUCGUUGCAGCUUUAAGGAAAGAGGCGGCAUCAUAUGGAGGCUGAGUGCACUCGUGUAAUUAAUACAACACACAUUCAGUCAUGGCUGGAAAUCCAAAAGCAUUGAGUGUGAUCAGAUGAAGUGGAAAUGUUGGCACACGUGUGGUUUGAUGUACUGUGUGUGAGGACUCUAGGUUAUCGACACAGAAGCAGACGAGUGCACCACGCUGCCGGCAGAGACUCGGCGUGAGCUUCGCGGAGUUUACGUCCUCUCUGUGAAGUUGCAAAGCGGCAGUUCAUAAGUCGUACUGUUUAUCCGUGAAGGUGUGCGUGAACCUCUGUGUCAUGUGACUCGUGGAGGAAAGCUCCGCAGAAUGUUGUCGAGCCGGUGUGUUCUGCUUUCAUGAAGCUCAAAAUGAGAAAAGCUGGAGGCCUUCAUUCCCUGACCUCCCCGAUGAGACGGAUAUACUGCAUAUACAAUUGGAGUGAGGUCAUAAUUCAGUGCACACAGAAGACGACUGUUUGGAGGUCGCAUCUCUAAAGAACGUCUUUGAUGGCAGUGUGCCAAAAUUCUACCUUUUUUUUCACUACAUAAUUUCAUCUUCCUAUGCACCUGUACUCAUUAGAAGACAAUUACAACUUCUUAGCUUGUAAUCCUUUAUACUUUUGUAAAUAUAGGAAACAAAAAAAAAUGUUUUUGUGAAAAUAAAAAGCUUCUAUUAAUUAUGUCUAUUGCCCAUAAUGCAAUAAGCAUAAGCCUAUAUCAUUUAAAAGCUGAGGCUGCAUAUAUGAACUUCUACAGGUUGGCGCUGACAAUGUAAAUUGGGGUAAUUCAUAAUAUACAUUAUGCAAAUAAUUAUGCUAAUACAGCUCUUUUCAUCAGUAUGCAGUCAUGCCAGAUAUGCUCACUUAUUUAUUCAAAUGUAUUCCACUGUUUUGGGAUCAUGAAACUCAGUGAAACGAUGCAUAAGGAGAGGGAGAAGAGGAGAGAGGUGCUCAGUGUAUCCUAACCCUAUCAGCCUGUAGCAGCAUCUCUAGGGGAACUCUAAGACUAUUAAAGCGUGACUGGCGGGUCAUUCAUACUGAGCCGUAUUUAGGGUCAGAGGUCACCACGUUUUGGUUCCACUGCAAACAUGGUGCUCCUUUUUUCCCCAAUGAUUUUAAUCCCCGUGUUUCCCCUCGCCUCCCGGUCGGAUGUGGACGUCUUUGACAUGUUUUACUUGUUUUGCUUACACUAAGUACACACUGUGUUCGCCAAUGAAUGUUGCGCUUAUGGUCUUAUGUUCUGAGGUUUAAUGGUUCUCUAAAUGUCAAGAGCAUGAAGUUUGUAUUUUCUCAUCGGACGAAAAGGAAAAGACGAUCUCUGCGUUUUAUACUCGGAUUGUUAUUUUGAUGUGAAAUGCUGUCAAUAAAUCUGCUCAUUAGCAUAAUAAGACAAACACUGCCCCGCUGUGGACACUCAUUUAAAGUAUAACAUCGCCAAGGAGACCACAGGGCACAACCUAAAGAUGAAACGCUUCCAUGAAAAGUAUCCAGACAAGAAUUUUAGAAUCAUUCCACGGAGUUAUAUUUGACAGUGAAAUGUAAACGGGUGUUAUUUUGCUUCUUAUACCUCGGACAUCGUGUGACCCAGAGGAUCGAGCUCGGGCUUCGGUGUUCCCGUCUCUUCUAGUUGAUUAUGCUGAAUCCACAUCUUGUAUCGGCUAAAUGUUUAUCAACUUAAUUACAAUUUUCUAAAGUAUGUUAAAUGUACUGGUUUAAUAUCUGAGACCAAGUGCCAACUAUGGCACAUUUAUGAAUCACAUUUUUUUUGUGUGGACUUUUCCAGGUCUGGAAAUAACCAUUUAAAAAUCCCAGGACUCUUCCAGGUUUUCCACGAGCGUGCGAACCUUGACCUGACGUCCAUCUAGCGGCUAAAAGAAGACGGAACAGACAAAAGCCGUGAUCAUUUCCAGGCUAUCCUACUCUUUAUUUAAUGCAAAUUACAGUACCAGGGAACUAUUCCUCAGCACGCAGAGGGAAUAUUUACAGAGGUGCACAUUUAGCUUACCUUCACAACAAAAGAGAACAGAAAUAAAACGUUUCCGUCACAAACGGAGGCAUUCAAGUAGUAGUACUGUUAUAUGUUUUUGUAGUAUUUUCUAUGAUUUUUCUUUUCUUUAACCCCAGUUGGCAGAGUGUACAUGCUCGUGUAAUAUCAUUUAAUAUACGAGCGUGUGCACUUGCUUGUCUUCUAUUUUGGAAACCUGUGGUGUUUUUACUGCACUGGAGUUGGGGGGAGGGGGGGGUGAGGUGGUCAAACUUGUGUGGUGGUUAGCAACACGUCCAUGAAUGCAAAAUUACAGCAAGCAGGAGACGAGAGAGAGAGAGAGAGAGAGGCUCCGAGACUCGACCUUCGGUGCUACUGAAUCCCCCCCCCCCCCCCAGGCAAGAGGACAGAUCAACAACAACACAUCCAGAGAGACCACCGCCUCGGAGGACGGCUCACCACAACUACGACUUAGUUUGGCUUUUGGUAACGGCACCAACACUGUGAUGAACAGACACUCUACUGUAUUGUAUUGUGGUGUGUGUCACACACACAGUAUGAGGACACCCUUCACUUCAUGCCCCGGAGCCCGUGCCAUAACUAUGGUAUACAUGUGCAUGCGUGUCCAAGAUAAAAACUAUUAAAAUAAAACACUAAUCUAAUUGCUUCCCCAUUUAAGGAAAAAAUAUAUAAAUGUCUGUAAAUUACAAUACGUGUGCGAUGAAAAAAAAAAAGAGGAGUUAGAGGUGCGAGUGGAAGGGGCUGGAAAUCAAGUGGGACAGUGUGUGUGAGCGUGUGUGUGUGUGUGUAUGAGCGUGUGUGUGUGGCGGGGUAGCAGGACAUUCAGCAGCACCAAAGGGCGAGUCGGUCGGGGCGAGGGGCAACAAGGCGAAGGUGUAUGAAAGCAAAGGCACUCCAAACUAUAUAGUUACACUAUACAUGACUAGUUCUCGUUACAAUAAUACAGCUGUCAUCUACUGUACAGGUCAGGUUGAACAUAUGGCUGAUAAAGCUGGUCGUCGUCCUCAUCCACAAACAUCAGUUCUGCCCCCGGUUGUUUUGAAAAAAAUCUGUUUUUUCUUCACGUCUUUCCAUACCCUUUGUCAUCUUUGUUUCUGCUCAUAAACAGUACACGGGUCUACAUAUAUACAUACCGGUAACACAUGGAGAAAAGUAAAUCAACAGAACAGAAAACAAAACAAAAAAAACAUACAAGUCAGAAUUUUGGUGAGGAGCAUUUAUACUGUAUUUACAAAUUCUUUUUUGCUUUUUCUUUUCUUCUUUUGUGUGUGUGUGUGCGUGUUAUGUAGUGAGUAUUGUCUGUGAAUAAGACGCCUGGACUGUACCGAGUGGCUCUAUGUGCGGCGGGCGGAGAGAGAAGGCGAGAGGCUUACACUGGAGUCGGUGGUCACAACGCACGAGACCGCCGGGAGGCGAGCCGAGGGAACCACGGCGUUCAGAAACACCUCGACUUCUUCACGGAGCCGGCGAGAAAGAGGAGGAGCGAGACCGAGGGUGGGGGAGAAGUUUGUCUAGACACUGCACCGUCACAGAAACACCGUUACAGACUGAGUCGGUAGAAAGACGGGGGGGGGGGGG
Messenger RNA from Pseudoliparis swirei, 5058 nucleotides. RefSeq names its product nuclear receptor subfamily 1, group I, member 2 (gene nr1i2). Gene Ontology annotation, molecular function: nuclear receptor activity; zinc ion binding; RNA polymerase II cis-regulatory region sequence-specific DNA binding. Gene Ontology annotation, biological process: cell differentiation; negative regulation of transcription by RNA polymerase II; positive regulation of transcription by RNA polymerase II. Lineage: Eukaryota; Metazoa; Chordata; Actinopteri; Perciformes; Liparidae. The record is from RefSeq and is a predicted model, not a curated record.